Molecule: messenger RNA, 372 nt
Organism: Leptosia nina
Lineage: Eukaryota; Metazoa; Arthropoda; Insecta; Lepidoptera; Pieridae
Source: the annotation of a GenBank genome assembly
AUGGGGUACGUAUUCAUUUUACGUCACAGUACAAACAGAUGUGGAUUUCUUCUGUAUUGUCGUCGUCUACACCAGCACAAGCUGUAUGAGCCCACCGUUCACAUAGUUGGCAAGCCACCCAACCUUCCGAAGACUUUAAAUAAGUGUGGUUCACGUCGAGGCAGUAGUGGAUUCCGACAUUUAAAGGCACUGUUUCAGACUCAUCGUUCGCUAGCGUCUGUGGUUGAUGCAGCUAAAAAAUCUGAAUCUGUAAAGUUAUUCUGCUUAAAAGGCCAUAUGCCACAUUUUUGGAAGGCAUUGAUUGCGGUGGACAUUACCCCAUCGUACCCCGCAGCCAUGUCCCCGUCAUGCCCCAACUCUCACAUUAUUUAA